CAUCACUAAAACCGAAUUGCUAGAAAUUGCUACGAAACAACAAAGUAUAAAAACGCAUUAGCGGGAAACAGGCACAGUUAUUUGGAUAACACACAAAGGAAACAAGUAGAACAGCCCAAAAUUCAAGCUAAAUAGAUAAUCAGCCGAGGAGAAUCAGUUGAAGUGCAACCGAAUUUCAUCACAACACCAGAAUGUUGCUGCGUCUGGCACUUUCCGCCGCCCGUCCCGCCGGGAGCCUCAAAAUCCUGGCCCAAUCUCCGGCCCAGCUGCUCCGGCCCAAUCCCAAUCUCUCCGUGGUGCGCACCUACGCGCGCGGCCCAGUUCGCACCCGUGCUCCCGUGGAGCAGCAGCAGCUGAGGACUCCUUCGCUCAAGGAGAAGCUGAUGGGACCACCGAGUGCCAAUGCCUACUCCAUGGGCAAGGGCGCUGCCGCCGGAGCAGCCGCCGUGGGACUGGGCGCCCUCUGCUACUACGGCGUGGGAUUGGGCAAACACACCAGCAUCGCCGACAAUGCCAUCAUGUGGCCGCAGUAUGUGAGGGAUCGCAUCCAGAGCACCUAUGCCUUUUUCGGCGGCUCCUGCGUCCUGACCGCAGCCGCUGCUGCGGCCGUCUUCCGUUCGCACCGCCUGCUGGAGCUGGCCUCUCGUGGCGGCAUUGUGGCGACCAUUGCUUCGCUGGCGCUGGUCAUCGGCAGCGGGGCGGUGGCCCGCUCCAUUGAGUACCAGCCGGGCCUGGGGGCCAAACACCUCGCGUGGGCGGUGCACUGCGCCAUCCUGGGCGCCGUUAUCGCACCCCUCUGCUUCGUGGGCGGACCAAUUCUCACGCGCGCCGCCCUCUACACGGGUGGCAUUGUCGGUGGCCUGUCCACGAUCGCCGCGUGUGCCCCCAGCGAUAAGUUCCUGUUCAUGGGCGGUCCACUGGCCAUCGGCCUGGGCGUCGUCUUUGCCUCCUCGCUGGCCUCCAUGUGGCUGCCGCCCACCACGGCGUUGGGCGCCGGUCUGGCCUCCAUGUCCUUGUACGGUGGUCUCGUCCUGUUCAGCGGAUUCCUGCUCUACGACACCCAGCGGAUGGUGCGACGUGCUGAAGUUCAUCCCCAGUAUAGCUACACUCCCUUCGAUCCCAUCAACGCCUCAAUGUCGAUAUAUAUGGACGUGCUGAACAUAUUCAUCCGCAUCGUCACUAUUCUGAGUGGUGGUCAGCGCAGGAAGUGAGCACUGAACGAUAACAUGUGAUGCAAGCAUAUAUUGUAUAUUUAUACUGUUGUUAAAAUAAACCGACCGAGUUGAUAAGCAGCAUGUAAAA
Messenger RNA from Drosophila elegans, 1302 nucleotides. Its product is annotated as growth hormone-inducible transmembrane protein. Gene Ontology annotation, cellular component: mitochondrial inner membrane. Lineage: Eukaryota; Metazoa; Arthropoda; Insecta; Diptera; Drosophilidae. The transcript has 6 exons. The coding region runs from base 192 to 1211 and encodes 339 amino acids. The record is from RefSeq and is a predicted model, not a curated record.